UCAAUGUUACUUAAUUUUAUGUUGAUAUAUGGACAGUAAUUAUUAUAUAUACCUCCUGUGCAAUGAAAGAAAUCAUUAGAAAGCCAUUUUUUGAGACAGUCACCUCGGUAAUCCGAUUUUUAUAACUACAGUUUUUUUUAUAUCGGCUAACAAUUUAUCUUAAUUGUCAAUUUAGCACUCAAUAUGGCCUCACGCGUAUACAUCAAGCAGGUCAAUAUUCAUCUCAAGGUGUCAAAAAGAAACGAAGGAAAAAUUAUAAAGAAGGGAAUAUUCACACCUAACUGUUAUAUCUAUACAAGUAAACAAAAAAUCAGAUCAUUUUAAACAUGACGUCACAAACGUUCCAGUUUUUGUGUCUGAGUCUGAUAGUCACGUGGACAAAUGGUCAAGGCGCGGAUCCAUCGGCAAUUAAAGAGUGUACAGAACAAGGGAAAUGUUACUGGAAGGGUGAGUGUAAAUCCCCGGGGCGGGGGCGGAUCUGGCAGGAUGUUGAGGAGUGUGCCGACAUGUGGUGCCACGCCUAUCAGUUCACCAAGUACAUCGCCAUUAGAGUGGACAGGUUUUAUGGGUGUCGAUACAAAGACCAGUGUAGGAAGAAGGAUGAGGAGUGGGAGGAAGAGGGGUGUGUUAAGCGGAAGUGUCAAAUUGGGGGACCACGUGGUUACACCAGGACUAUCAGCGUAUCAGAGCUAGGUUGUACCGAUUCUAAGGGGGUGUGUCACUUUCCCGGAAGUGCGUGGGAGGAAAACUGCGUCCGAUAUCAGUGUGUCAACACAAGGAAUGGGACUUCCAUUAAGGCGACACAAAAUAUAAUUUGGAAAGGCUGCCCUUACAAUGGUACGUGUUUAGAGGAAGGAAGUGUCGUCACAGACCCUGACAAUAAGUGUAUCACCAAACGCUGUGUGAUAGACCAGAGCGAUCGGGGAUUCCACAGAGUCUUAGAACUGGACACGAUCAAAUGCGAGGACGCCAAUGGAAUAUGCCGUAAUGAGACGGACACUGGGUGGCCAUUGUAUGUCCAGGGCACUCUCCAUAACAACUGUCAUUGUAAGGUGAUCCGGAAAGAUGAUGGGUCCGUGUCCAUUCGGAAGGGAUGUUCUGGUUAGCUAGAUGUUGGAGUAAAAGCGUUUUGUUAAAAAACUAUUAAAUCUAUAGAAAGCCUCAACUUAUAGUAUGCUUCUUUGA
This is a messenger RNA of Saccostrea cuccullata (small rock oyster), 1185 nucleotides long. RefSeq lists its product as uncharacterized. Lineage: Eukaryota; Metazoa; Mollusca; Bivalvia; Ostreida; Ostreidae. The record is from RefSeq and is a predicted model, not a curated record. The coding region runs from base 327 to 1106 and encodes 259 amino acids. The transcript is spliced from 7 exons.